Molecule: messenger RNA, 606 nt
Organism: Trematosphaeria pertusa
Lineage: Eukaryota; Fungi; Ascomycota; Dothideomycetes; Pleosporales; Trematosphaeriaceae
Product: HET-domain-containing protein
Exons: 1
Source: RefSeq, a predicted model, not a curated record
AAGGUAUUGAGGAAUGACCAAAUUGACUUUGAUGUGGUGAAGGGUUGGAUUGCCGCAUGUACAACUGAACGUGGCAGCAAAUGCAAUGGACAUGAAAACGGCAGAUCGCGCGCUAGGAGGUUGAUUGAUGUAGAGAAGAGCUGCAUAGUAGACGGAUCUACCGUCAAGGAAUACUUGUCGCUGAGUUAUGUCUGGGGCAUGGCUGCCCAAUUCAUGCUCACCAAAGACGUGGUUGAAGAUUCAACAAACGAGGACUUCUUUCGGUCCUUGGGCACUAAGAUCCCUCAAAGCAUACGAGAUGCUAUGCAAGUCUGCCGGAACAUAGGAGUGCGUCAUCUGUGGGUCGAUGCCCUUUGCAUUGUUCAAGAUGAUGACGAAGACAAGAAAGAUCAGAUUGGUUUGAUGGAUGAGAUUUACGGGCACGCACUGGCCGUUCUGAUUGUCGUAGCUGGAGAUGAUGCAGGCUACGGCAUACCGGGAAUGGGCGAGAAGAAGCGAGCACUUGCGUCUUACCAGGAGACUGUGGACGGCAAAGUGCUCAUGACAUCGCUCUCUACCACGACGUUCUCCGCAAAACGGUCACAAUGGAACACCAGAGCAUGGACA